Molecule: messenger RNA, 1372 nt
Organism: Rubroshorea leprosula
Lineage: Eukaryota; Viridiplantae; Streptophyta; Magnoliopsida; Malvales; Dipterocarpaceae
Source: the annotation of a GenBank genome assembly
UUCUAUUAUUUUAUUCUGUUAUUUCGACUUCUGUUUGUGUUUCCUUCUCUUCCUGUUGUAAUGGCACCAAAUGGCGUUGUUCCGGAGAAAGGCCUCAUAGUCAGCUUCGGCGAGAUGCUGAUCGACUUUGUCCCCACCGUCUCCGGUGUCUCCUUGGCGGAGGCUCCUGGCUUCCUCAAGGCUCCCGGCGGUGCUCCGGCCAACGUCGCCAUCGCCGUCACUCGGCUCGGUGGUCGCUCCGCCUUUGUCGGCAAACUCGGCGAUGACGAGUUCGGCCACAUGCUCGCCGACAUCCUCAAGCAGAACGGCGUCUCCGGCGACGGGAUCUGUUUUGACCAGGGCGCUAGGACCGCUCUUGCCUUCGUCACACUGCGUGCCGAUGGAGAGCGCGAGUUCAUGUUCUACAGGAAUCCUAGUGCCGAUAUGCUGUUGACGCCGGGGGAACUCAACCUCGAUCUUAUCAGAUCUGCUAAAGUGUUUCAUUAUGGAUCAAUAAGCUUGAUCGUGGAGCCAUGUAGAUCAGCUCACCUUAAGGCAAUGGAAGUGGCCAAACAAGCGGGGGCCUUGCUUUCAUAUGACCCGAAUCUCCGAUUGCCAUUGUGGCCCUCAGCUGAUGAGGCACGGAACCAGAUAAUGAGUAUUUGGGACCAAGCAGAUGUGAUUAAGGUCAGUGAUGUUGAGCUGGAGUUCCUCACUGGGAGUAACAAAAUUGAUGAUGAGACUGCCCUUUCUCUCUGGCGCCCCACUAGCAACUUGAAGCUCCUCUUGGUCACCCUUGGUGAAAAUGGUAGCAGAUAUUACACCAAGAAAUUCCGUGGAUCUGUUGAUGCUUUUCAUGUCAACACCGUCGAUACAACUGGUGCUGGUGACUCAUUUGUUGGAGCACUUCUAUGCAAGUUUGUAGCUGACCCAUCUGUGCUCGAGGAUGAAUCAAAAUUGAGGGAGGCUCUCAAAUUCGCCAAUGCGUGUGGGGCCAUCACAACCACCAAAAAGGGUGCAAUUCCAGCUCUUCCUGCAGAGGCUGAUGCUCUCGCCUUGAUCAAAGGAGCGAAGUAAACUUCAUCAGUCGCACAUUUCCCCCCUUUUUUGGUUUUUAUAUCUUUUCAUAUUGGAGUGUAAGCUUAGGAUCUCGAUCUCUUCUAAUUUUUCCCAUCCCCUGUUUCUCCUGUACUGAUGAAAAGACGUUUCUUUGAGUCAUUUGGGAAUAAUUCUUUUUUCUUUUCCCUGUUUCGCAUGUGUUUAUGUUUUGUGUAAGAGAACUAGUGCAGGUAACUUGCAGCCAUAAUUGUGGUGUUCUUUUUCCUUUACUUUUAUUUUGAAAAGCAAAUGGCUUACCGUUCAGUCAACUCUUGAACAAAACAUGUUCGGCUUU